CCCGGGCCAGCAAGGCUGUUCCCGCCCACCGAGAGCAGAAGCGGGCGGCGGAGCCAGGGGACUCGGCGUUUGCUCGGGGCGAUACGGGGAAGAUCUAGCUAAGACUGUGAAGUAAUUGCAGACCUUGGGGAUUUGCCAAAAUGUUGGAGGAAGAUCUGGAAGUGGCCAUCAAAGUGGUGGUGGUUGGAAACGGAGCUGUUGGGAAGUCCAGUAUGAUCCAGAGAUAUUGCAAAGGAAUUUUCACGAAAGAUUACAAGAAAACUAUUGGAGUUGAUUUCCUGGAAAGAGAAAUGCAAGUCAACAAUGAAGAUGUCCGACUGAUGCUGUGGGACACAGCAGGUCAAGAAGAAUUUGAUGCAAUUACGAAAGCUUAUUACAGAGGAGCCCAAGCGUGCGUGCUUGUGUUUUCGACUGUUGACAGAGAGUCUUUUGAAGCAAUUCCUACUUGGAAGGAGAAAGUAGUAUCUGAAGUCGGAGACAUCCCUACAGUGCUUGUUCAGAAUAAAAUUGACCUCCUAGAUGAAUCUUGUAUAAAGAAUGAAGAAGCAGAAGCGUUGGCAAAAAAGCUAAAAUUAAGAUUCUACCGAGCAUCUGUAAAGGAGGACCUAAACGUAACAGAAGUUUUUAAGUAUUUGGCUGAGAAGUAUCUUCAAAAACUCAAACAAAGAAUAGUUGAAGAUCCAGAAGUAGUACACACAAGUAGUAACAAAAUUGGUGUUUUCAACACAGCAGGUGGAAGUCAUUCUGGGCAGAAUUCUAACUUGCUUAAUGGUGGUGAUGUCAUCAACCUAAGGCCAAACAAACAAAGGACCAAGAAAAACAGAAGCCCUUUUAGCAACUGCAGCAUUCCCUAACACUCCCGCAUAGAGAAGAAAAGAUGGUCUGACACAGCUGCUCGGCUGAAACCCAUAAGGGACACAACUGGCUGUAGAGGUGUUUUACCAGUGCUUUAGCAGAUGUUGCACGCAUUGGAUCUUGCAUUGAUAGUGGAUAUUCCUGUUGCAAUGAAUUAUUAUCAGUACAUAAUGAGACCCCCGGCAGCACAAAAAUAGAACCGUUGCCCCCAUGCAUUUGUUUUACAUACAAUAGGACAACUUUCCAGGCGAAAGAUGCGUUGUAUUAAAGUGUACAAUAGGUUUCACUUUAGGAAAAAGAAAAAGAAAAAGUUCAGCUGAAAUGCUUAAGUAUUGGUACCGUUCAAGAGAAAAUGCCUUUUCCUUCUUAUUUGACCACAUAGCUCAGUUGGGAUUAAUAGUUUGUUAAACUACCCUAUGCACAUUCUGGCAAUAUUGGCGGUGCAAUAUUUAUAUAGCUUAUGAAUUCUAGCUGCAAUGUGUGUAUAUAAAAACUUGGUCAGAGAUUCAGGAUAAUAAAUGAGGUACUGGGCCCAAUGAUAGGUUCCUGAUAAUUUCUGAACUGGCAUCCUAAAGAUGACUUUCAUUUUUUAAAAAAUUGAACAAACGCAAAUGGUAUUGUGCAUGCUUACAUUCUCCCUACUCUGUGGGCCUUAACUUUUCUUUCAAAAAAUUGUACGGUGCCAAAGGCAAAUACUUCUGCUGCUACACCUAGAUGUUUUAGUUAAUUUAGUGUCAUAUGUAUAUACAUAUAUAUUCUAAAUUUUAAUGAGGCAAGCAGGUGAUAAAUGGUACAGCCUGGUAGUUCUAUUUUCAAUCAGCUCUGUUUUUGAAAAAAUACAACCCUAUAGCUUAUAUAUUAAUGGAAAAACAUGGCAAAAUAUAGAGAUUUUUUUAUCAAAGUGCUUUUGAGGACUUUUUCUAGUGCUUGUUGUAAUAUCUAUUGAGCAUCCCAGGUUCAGGGUAAUAAGCCCCCCCCCUUUUUUUGUUACUUUAAAUACACACUUGUUCUUAAUCAUGCCGUUGUGGCUCUUAUGCAUAGUCUUAGAGCAAGACCUUCCAGGUUCAUGGGACAUACUUUAAAUAAACAUGCAUAGGAUUAAAUUGUUGGCCCAUUAAUGGUGUACCCCAAGAAAGUGGCUUGGAGCCAGAGCUAAGGGUACAUAUUGGGACUUGGGGAAAACCGACUUCCAUACCCCUUCCUCUCCACAACAGCCCCCCUGAACAUGGUCCACUAACUUUUUGGAGGCUGAAUGGGGUAGGGUUAUGAAGGCUCUCUCUGUGGAUUCUCCCUCAGCACUCCUAUGUCACAGCCCACCCCAUUCAUCAGGAUGGCAACAUUUUCAGGGCUCUUGGAUUGAGGGCAUUAGUUGUUUUUAAAAAAUCUCAAGCUGCAAGAUCAUUGGUAAAACUUUAACCCUAGUUUUCUUUGUUGAAGCAUGCAUUUAUAAGAUUGCUUUCUGUUUACAUGUUGUUUAAUAUUUCUACAGUAUUUCUGUAACUAAGUUCUGUCACUACCAAAUUACUCUGAUUCUAAACUUUGGAUAUUAGUAGCUGAGGAACGUAAUUAUAUCCAAGGGCGAAUAACAUGACCUGGAGCUCUGGCAGCUGAAUUGUACAGUUCUUUUGAAUAUUGAUCUCGUUUCAUCAAUGUUACUUUUCAGCUACCCAAUAGAUUUAAAACUAUAUCCAUCAACCUUGAAAUACUGCAUUGUCCGUCCUAAGAGCACAUCCCACAAUAAGAGUUAUAUUUUGAGAGAGGGCUUCUGAAAUUCCAUGAACAUGCAUAUGCUAAAACUAACAUACUUUCUUCUUCGAUGAGAGUCUUUGCCUAGCUAUCGAGUAACAUGGAAUGAAAAGUAUAUAGCUAUACAUACAUAAUGAAUAGCAUAGGAUUCCUUUUGCUUUCAUAACCAUUCCCAUUGCUGGCAAUGAGUUGGGCAUUGCAGUAAUCAAUCCCUUACUUCAUUAUGAAUUGUUGGAUUAAGUACCUUAUUUUUUAAACAAGUGCAUUUACUCACUGGAUGGCUGUAGAUGUAUGGGUCCAAACUGUAUUAAGUCUUGCUUUGUUUUGACAAAUGCAAGAGCAUAUCAGCAAGUUACCAAUUGUCCACUGUCAACUCAAUCUUACUUAAGUAUCUGUGGCUCUGUGUGCACAUUAUUUUUAUAUGAAAAUUUUUACAUUAAACUAGUAGCCUUACAUGUUUUGUACUUGUGAACAGAAGGAAUCUGAUCUCAGUGAUUUUUUUACUUGUUUGCCUUUGUAUAAAAUAGUGCAAAUGUAAUGUGUGUUUAUAACAUGUACUUGUGCUGCUGUACGUUGAGGUUUGAGCGCAUACUGUUUUCAGAAUUUAAAGCUUGAGUUGAGUGCCUUUAGUAGGCUAAAGAUUGAUAACGGACCAUCCUAGAUAUCUCUAGGAUAUCUUUUCUUAACGCCAGAAAAUUAUUACAGAAGUCAUCUGUAAUGCAUUUCCAAUAUAGAUGUAUUAAGUGCAGAAGGAAGAUGCACUACCAGUCAUUUUUGUAUCAUGUUCAGCUACGAGUCCUGUUGGCAGAAGCCCUGCACCAGGAUUUCUGUUUGCACAAGGGGAGUUCCCCCACUUUUCCUCCCCGCAUGCACCCCAGAGCAGCACAUAAGAGAAGGAAUUGUUCCAUCUGGCAAGCCAACAUACUUGCACUGAGGAAUCAGUCAGUGUUGAAUUCCUGCCUAAUGAGCAACUGCGUUAAUUGAAAGUCAUUGCUAGAUGUCUAAGCGAGAAGACUUUUCAUGCAAACAACAACAACUCUGCAUAUAUUGCUAAAUGUAUGGGUAACACUGCCAGCUUUGAUAGUUGUGAUAGCUGGCCCAUUUUGAAGGAGGGAAGUGGGUCCUGCUAACACCUCUACAGCGGUGAUUUGUGCUGUUAACCAGCUAUCUACCUUGCUCUUUGUCUACAGUCCCAGGCUAGAAAACAUCAUUUUUCAUGCAGCACUGAAUACUGGAAGUGUAUCUCUCUCUGCUUGUUCCUUUAUAUGCACAAAAUAGACUCCAUUGGUAUUGUCUGUGUGCCAAAGCCUAUUUCCAUACCCCUGUGCCCCUUAGGUGAAUUGGAACCGAAGGAUUUUAACCGAAAGCUGAUUUUCCAUAAAACUGGCAUGCAGUCAACUGGUAUUUACUAACAUUCUUUUCCUAAAUCAUAAUAUGCCUUGGAUACAAUGCAGUGUCUGCCGGGCAUUCACCUAUUCUCAAAUUUUUAAAGGUGCCAGUUAUGUUAUAGUGUGCCUGAUUCUGAGUUAUGUUUCAAGUCUUAACUAUUGUAGGAUAACAAAAGUGACUGGUAUUCUGUCUGUUUACUGCAUUUAUUAAUAAGCUGUAGGCAGAUUUUCAUUUUUUUAAAAAACAGAAAACCUCCAGAGCUGUUUACAGUAGUAAAAACUAUGCUAAUGAAGUAAUAAACAUCCCUCAAACAGCAAAA
Molecule: messenger RNA, 4309 nt
Organism: Podarcis raffonei (Aeolian wall lizard)
Lineage: Eukaryota; Metazoa; Chordata; Lepidosauria; Squamata; Lacertidae
Gene: RAB23
Product: RAB23, member RAS oncogene family
Exons: 7
Coding region: 141-854 (237 amino acids)
Molecular function (GO): GTP binding; GTPase activity
Source: RefSeq, a predicted model, not a curated record